Eucalyptus grandis is the source of this 2112-nucleotide messenger RNA. Its product is annotated as probable disease resistance protein RF45. The transcript has a single exon. Bases 1 to 2112 code for a protein of 703 amino acids. Gene Ontology annotation, molecular function: ADP binding. The record is from RefSeq and is a predicted model, not a curated record. NCBI's taxonomy places the organism in Eukaryota, Viridiplantae, Streptophyta, Magnoliopsida, Myrtales, Myrtaceae. Gene Ontology annotation, biological process: defense response to other organism.
AUGGCUGCUUCCGACACGAGAAGCUGCAUGUUGGUCGCCGAAGCCGCCACCCAGAUCGUGUUGCAGAAACUAGAUAUCUUGCUCUCUCGCCCGGUGUGCAUCGAGUGCUUAUCGAUGCGAGCCAGUAUGGAGGACGCCAAGGCGAAGCUGGCCACGAUCCAAGACUUCAUUUCCACUCAAUACAGACCGUCCAAAACCACGGAGUGGUCGGGGCGCCUCCUCCAAGCCAUGAACUACGCUGAGGAAUUCAUAGACAAGUUCCAGCUCAGAAAGGCCUGCAAGAGGCACGAGGCCCUCCACAUGGCCGCAUGGCCGCUUGCUGCGCUCGUCGCCAAGUGCAAGCUGCGGAGGGACUUGUCCAUACUGGUGAAUAAGAUGGAGGGGCUGUGUGAUGAGAAGUUCCUGAAGGAAGCGGCUGAGCACAAGAGGAAAAAUGGACCUGCCAGUUCCUCCUCCCAUCCUCGUGCUCCAUGGCAAGGCACAAAAUUGGCGAGUCUGACUAGUUUCUGGGAUCGGUACGUGCCUAUUAUUUCCUUAUAUCUUCAGGACGAGAAAAAGAAGCUAAUGAAGUGGAUGAUAAUGCAGCAAGGGGGGAUCCAAGGGACUUCAAUUUUCGGCAGGUCAGGGACCGGCAAGGCGAUCCUCGCAAGAUGGGCCCACAGCCAAGCGAAGUACAUGGACUAUGAGCGGCGUGCUUAUGUCCACAUCUCGGCCGGCAUGGACAAGCGGCAGUUCCUGUUCGAGAUACUGAAGCAAGUCGAGAAGCAAGCGAGGGAAAUGAAGGACAUGGAUAUCAAGGAGAUAAAGGCAAUGCUGAGUCGGAAAUUGGCUGAGACGAAGAGAUUUCUCAUAGUGUUGGAUGAAGUGCAGCAGUCCAACGAGCCACUCUUGCGAGAGUUAGCGAUGAUCCUUCCGUUCUCUUCGCAGGGCCACCUAAUUUAUACCACUCAGGACGAUAAGAUAGCCCAGUACAUGAAUACAUCCGGGACAGAGCCGAUCAAGUUAGAAGAUAUGGACGUUGAAGGAAGCCAGCGCAUGCUAGCAUGGGAGUUGCAUGGAGUACCAGAUGGUGGGAAACUCUCAGAUGAGGAGAAAAAGAUCCUAGAAAUUUGUCCUGCCGUGCCGCUCUGCAUAUCUUUAAUCGGUGGGUUUCUGUCGAAUGCUGCAGAGCACGAACGAGCAGCGUUGGCGAAAGAGCGUUCUAUGAUGACAUUGUUAGAUAUACUACAAUUGAGUUGCCAUAAAUUGCCGGUCCAUCUAAAACCUUGCUUCAUCUACAUGGCUUUGUUCCCCGUAACAUUCCCCAUUCCGACAAGAAGGCUAUUGAGGCUGUGGUUGGCUGAUGGCUUAUUGAAUUCGCAUUGUUACGACAUAGAAGGGGAAAGGACAAGGAAGCCCGAGGAUGUGGGAGCGAUGUUCAUUCUGGAGCUCGCGCAUAGGAAUGUGAUCUAUGUGCCGAGCCGGAGGAAGGAUGGAUCCCCCAAAACUUGCCAGAUGGUCGUUCCUCUGCAUGAGAUGAUCCGCCCGAUCGCAAUGAGCGUGGGGUUCCUCCACAUACAUGCCGCUCGCAAGUCGGAAGGCGGGAACGACCAUGACCCAACCAGCCAGCAACAGCAGCCGCCGGCCCAACCACGAGAAAGAACCAAGGUUCGGUGGCUUGUGGAGCACGCAAACAUAGUCACCGUCGGCAGCCGUGGCUACCCCAAUUUGAACCUCCGCCACGUAAGCUCGUUUCUGUCGUUCCACCAGAGGAGAGGCGUGCUGACCAAAGACGUCAGCACGUUUCUUAGGAAGAUGACGUCCGAGACUGACUAUAGCUUGCUAAGGGUGCUUGAUUUGGAGGGUGUGUAUAAGCCAUCCUUGCAAGGCGUGCUCCCCAAGCUGGUGCUCCUGAGGUACCUAGGGUUGAGAUCCACGGUGUUGGACUCGAUCCCACGUGAGGUUGCGGAUCUGCACUACCUCGAGACUCUGGACAUAAAGCACACUAACAUCACUUCGCUGCCGAGUUCCUUAGAAGGCGAGGAACUUGAGGCACCUGCAUCUAAAUUGGUUUUAUGUCGACUUGACGAACAUCCUCAGGGCUUGUCGCAACAAUGUCAAUGCCUUGACUAA